AUGACGGAAAUGCCCCUCAGCCUAAUAGCUCAUUUCAUCUCCUCCCCCCUCUCUCUGUUCGCCUCCUCCGCGCACACUUCCCACGCCAGCUUCCCCAUCAUCGCCGUCGCCGUCAUCGGCAUUCUCGCCACCGCGAUCCUCCUCGUCAGCUACUACAUAUUCGUCAUCAAAUGCUGCCUCAACUGGCACCGCAUCGACCUGCUACGCCGCUUCUCCUUCUCGCGGCGGCGCGCGGCGGAGACACCUGCUUCUCCUGCUGCUGCCUAUUUCCCGCCGCUCGAGAACCGCGGCCUCAACGAGGCCGCCAUCAGAGCCAUCCCGAUCUUCAAGUUCGGGAGCGAAGCCUCCUCCUCCGACGACGACGCCGCGAAAUCUCAAUCUCAAUCUUGCGAUUGCGCGGUUUGCUUGAACGAAUUCCAGCGGGGAGAGAAGCUGCGCAUGAUUCCGAAUUGCAGCCACAUCUUCCACAUCGAUUGACAGACUGCUAAAUUAAUUCCGAAUCAGUAGUUGCCGCGCCGUCGAUCGACCGCCUGAAACCCUAUCGCCGCCGCCUGAAACCCUAAUUUCUGAGGAGGAGACGCCGCAAAUCUGGCUCUCUCUCUUUCUCAUGCUCGAUCUCCGGUAGCCCCUCCACGCAGAUCUGGCUCUCUCUCUCUCUCUCUCACUCUCUCUCUCUCUCUCUCUCUCUCUCU
Messenger RNA from Salvia miltiorrhiza (redroot sage), 692 nucleotides. Its product is annotated as RING-H2 finger protein ATL16-like. The record is from RefSeq and is a predicted model, not a curated record. NCBI's taxonomy places the organism in Eukaryota, Viridiplantae, Streptophyta, Magnoliopsida, Lamiales, Lamiaceae. Gene Ontology annotation, biological process: protein ubiquitination. Gene Ontology annotation, molecular function: transferase activity.